This is a messenger RNA of Talaromyces stipitatus ATCC 10500, 5386 nucleotides long. RefSeq lists its product as uncharacterized. NCBI's taxonomy places the organism in Eukaryota, Fungi, Ascomycota, Eurotiomycetes, Eurotiales, Trichocomaceae. The transcript has 4 exons. Bases 1 to 4677 code for a protein of 1558 amino acids. The record is from RefSeq and is a predicted model, not a curated record.
AUGAUCGAUGCCCAACAUGCCUAUUCCCCACCGCUGGGUCUGGAGUUUACAAUUCCUCUCCCUCCCUCACCCGUGGCGUCCCCAGUAGGAUGUUCUUCCUCAUUUGAAUUAUAUGAGGCAGAAUGCUCUCCUUUCAAGGCACCACUUGCGCCUACCAUGCGCACUCCCACUCCCGCUGGGGAACCUGUUCCUAUCCCGAUGCCGGAACCAAGGCCUAUUGAUGUAAGUGAGCCUGAGAUACCCGUGGUGAGCUCAGAAACUUGCACCACACCGGAACCAAAGGACCAGGAGCCUUUCACUACAUCCCCGGCUUCUACUGUUCAUAUCCCGUUGUCCAUCACCCCCGAGAGUACGGUCUCUUUCGAACAAUUUGCGACCCAAUACAGACGCUGCCAGCAAGUGGAGAUUGAGAAACAGGUUUUGGAACACCGUCUAAUAUCCACUAAAAUUUCGAUAUGUUUGUCCUCGAGGCUUCUCAGAACUGGCGCGACUGUACAGCGCGGUCUCGUUGACGCUUUCAAACAUGGAGAUAAAGCCGGCUUUAUUUCCAUAUAUAAUACGAUCUAUGAUAUCCAGGAAGCAUGCGAACUUGGCUCCAGUCGUUCCAUCAAUCGUCCGCAGUCCUUUCCGGAGGAGUCUACAUUUUCUCUACAAUCUCCCAGGACCCGUACCGCCAGUUUCAUGCAUCAGCUUAGCUGUCAAAGUAGGAAGGAUCUCCUGGAAAUCCUAGCUCUAGUCCGAACAGACGCCCAGUUCCUGGUCGACUGUAUUACCGGUUUGCUUCCAUCACAGCUCUCUUCACUGACUACUCCUCUUGGAUUUUCUGCCAGCGGGGAAACCAUCUCGCCGCAUUCCACUGCCCGGUCCCGGAAUUCUGCCACCUAUGCGAAACGUGCCACUCCUAAUUCUAUACCCUUCAAAGAACAUGCCUGGGCCCUUGAGCGAUCGGACCCACUUUCUGCGCUUCUUUACAAUGUUUUUGCUGUUCCACUAGAUUGGCACCCCGAGGAGUCAGAACUACGUCUGAAUGUUUGGUCUUCUGUGUGCGCAAAGCUACUAUCCUCUGGAGAUAAUAAAUACUUGAAUUUUGUUGGCCAGGUCCUAUCCUACUGGUCAACGGCUAGCGACUGGCGAGCCCGCCAAAAGGUUGAACUCUACCUUAUGGAUGUUUUGCAAAAGGGCGCGUUCCUUUUGGAAAAUAUUGAAAGCCCGGUAGCCCAUUCCCUUGGAGUUGAACCGCCGGAUCCUUUACGGACGGACGCUGCAGAGGAAUUCUUCGAAUCUGCUGUCCAAACUUUGUUUGAGGUUCUUGAUGAUUCAGAUGCUGGCCUUCCAUCUGCGGCCCUGGAAUUUUGCAAUGCAGUCUUGAAUAAACUGGCCGAUGCAGAGAUCCGGGAUCGCUUUCUGGAGUUCAUUUUUGUUCAAUGGUUUUUCUCUAGAUAUCUUUAUUAUGCCUUGACUUUUCCAGAGGGCCAAAGUUUAUUGCUCGACUUCCAUAUUAGCAAAGAAGCACGUGAGAAGCUUCUGAGCCAGAUAGCUUUACGUGCCCAGUCUCAGUUUUAUCGAGUCCUACAUUCAGUACCAGAAUUUUCUACUGUUAAUACACAGGUGAGACGACAUGUCGACAGCAUGAUAAAAAGAUGCCUGUACUCUUCCCACCCAGCGCCGGUCGCGGGGUCGAAUAAGUACGACGAGCAAGCAAGUGAUUCAUCCAGUUUCCUCAUGUUGUGUGCCGCCGACGUUGUCACCCUUUUGAAUGUCCUGUUUCCAAGAACCACUAACAGUCCCUCUGGCUCUUUGUCGUCAAAUUCAACCCAUCCAGCUCUAAGUUUUACACAAUAUAGCGGUCCUCGACGGGCAGCUCUUCCUGCUCACUGGUCCGGAAGGAUUGAAACUGUGCUUGAACGACCGACCAAGCCAGAUUCGAUCAAACAGGAAAACUCUCGACGAUCCCGGUUCCAUCAACGCGCAGAUGUUAUCCGUUUUGAGCUGUCUGAUCUUGGAGAAACAGAUGCCCGUCCAGUUCUGGAUCAUCCAUCCACGGAAGAUUGGACUCUACUAGCAAUUUCUGCGGACAUGAAAUCUUUGAAUUGGAAAACAUCCGGCGGAAAUUACUCUGAUGGCAUCUUUGAAGGCCUUUCUGACAAUGGUGAUCGGUCCGGAACGGUCCAACCGGAAGAGGAUUAUGAAGCACUCCAUGGGGCUAUACAAAAACUGGUCAACGAAUUUGAGACUCUUAGCCGAUCAAGAACUUCCCGUACUUCCCUCGUGCGCCAAAGUCGUUUCUCGUCAUUAAAAGAGAGGUUUGAUGCCGCGCGAUCGGUCUGUGAGAGUCGCUCGGAUUUCCUGGGCGCUCACUACUGGUGGACUGCGUCCAAUCAGCUAAUGCAAAGUCUCUCAAAGUCGAUUAACCCGCCGCCUAAUGACUCCUGGAUUCUUGGUCCUAUGCUUCAUUCAUCGCACGAUUCUUUCUCUAAGUGCAAUACAGUUAUCCAUGAAUGCGAAGAAGGUCUUUUCACUUUGAGUCCUCUGGUCGAACGGCUUAAAGAAUACAGCAGGAAGAGUAUCACCGGCAUGACCAAGCUAAGGAACAAAAUGUGGUAUAUGACCGAUGUCAAAAAUUCCAUGCGAUAUGAAGAUGCGAAACAUGUGGCUCUUGCACUGAAGACCAUGGUAUACCCAAACCUACAUCGCGACACCACAAAUGAGCACCGUUCCCGCAAUGGAUCCAGGUACCUUGGCGGAUCUUUUCUUCAAAAACCGGAAAUGCAUGUCAUGAAUGUGAUGAAAGCCUCGACAAGCCAAGGUGGUCCUAAUAAGUUGAGUGACGAGCAGGUUGAACUUACGCGAAAGUGGAUCUCUCAUCACGGUAUAGACAACUUCUGUCGUGGUGAGGAGCGAAUUCAUCGCUUUUGCUAUGAAGUCAAGUCUAGUAUCAACAAACUCGUUGGAGAUUCCAUGGCCGAGACGCCGGUUUUGUGGGCGAGCGAAUUGUUUCAGAGAGAACGUGCCAAAUUUGAAGGGCCUAACAAUAGAAGUUAUUCGCACAUUUCGCCGACACCAGGAGCCCGACCAUCCAGUAUCAGCAGCGAAGAAGCACUGUCUAGCAUGCCUUUCUCCAGCUUAAAUUUUCGCGGUGCAGAGUCGUUACGUCCAUCAGAACCAUCAUCAUCGAUAUACCAGAACCUGUCGUCAGAAACUUGGAAGUACUCACGUAAGCUCGAAUUGGAUACUCUAUCGUCCUCCGGUGGCUCGAGUAGCAGGGCUGCAUCCAGUUCCACCACUGAAUCCUAUACUACCUUCUGGUCACCUUCUCAGACACAGGCUCAAUCUGCGGCUAGCGCCUCCAGCUUUCAAUCACGCCCUCCAUCUAUGUUUAACGAUGCGCCGGCACCCCGUCGUACGGAGCGUACUAUACACGGAAAAACAACUUUCUUGGACGAUCUCCGACAAACAUUGACCAGCCUUUUGCUCAGUGAUCUGGGCUCUCCUGUAUGGAGCUGCGGUAGCGAGACGGAUGCAUGGUUCAUUGGCUUUCUCAAUCAGACCCGGGUACAAAGACAAAUGGACAAGCAAGCCCGGAUCCAGAAAUUCUUAGCCGAAUCUGAAAAGGCUAUACACCAGCGUCGCGGACGAGUGAUGAAUGGAGAACGAUACACAUCUCAUCGAAGGAGUGUAUCGGCUGAUCCAAUCUUGAUGACUGUGCAUGAUACUCCUAAGGUCACCACUGAGGGGCCAUUCGGCAAUACGUUAGGCGUACAAACUGCAGAUGAAUCAGCUUUCAGCUACAAAUCUGCGUUCUCUCAGCUAUUAGAUGUCUUUUCACGCAACGCUAACCCUUAUGUGAAACUUGGGGCUUUGCGAGAUCUGAGGGCGUUAGUCGUCGCAUCUCUGGACCGGGUUGGGGAUGCAUCCCCUACACCAACGCAGAAUCUCGUCAACUCUCAAGGCGUGUCUGCGGAAAAUCCGAGGGUGAGCCGUCGUAGCUUUACAGAAGAGCUUCUAGAGCAAGACGAUUCUUUCCGAAUGCAUACAUCACCAGCACCGGAAUCUAUUGACUUUGAUUCUCACCCAUCGUAUGACCUGUUGAAUACAUCAGAAAGUCGGAUAAUCACAGCAAUAAAGAAUAUCUUGAGGGAACUACAACCGAAGACCUUAUUCCGCGAUCUUCAGUUUGUAUCAGCUUUCGUUCCGAGUGAAACCUUGAAUAAGACAGACAGUGGAACUGCGUUCUUGCAAUUCGGACUUGCGGCGCUGUCACUUAAAGAAGAUGUCUGUGCCAGCAUGGUCGAGCUAGCGGAUCGGAUAGUGUCUCAAGAGCUCAACCGACGUCACACGCAGCAGGCAUUUGAUUUCAUUUCUCGGACGCAAGACCCCAUCGAAGAUGCGGCCAAAAUGUGGAUCAUAACCGCCAAAGAAGGCUAUCCUGUGGCCCAACGUGAGCUUGCUAUCUUAUAUCUGACACAUCCAGAAAUUCUUCCACGGGUGACUUUACCCUUAACCCUUCCACGGGACACUUUCAAGGCGGAAAUGAUGUAUCGGCGUGACAGGGAUUCCAAAUCUGAUCCGCAGAGUAUGUGCUUGGCGCUGCACUGGAUGCAGCUGUCUGCCAGCGGUGGAGACGAAUUAGCCAGAAAUCGUCUUCGCGAACGAGAAGAGUUUGAAUCUCUUGUUUGAUUUAUAUUCAUUCCAUCAUUUUGAUUUCCUUUUUCUUAUAUGUUUAUGCGAUCAUUUUUAAGUUUCACCUAUACCCCCUUUCUCAUCUUCGGUCUAUUCUUACGCUAUCUUUUCUUUCAUUCUAUUUUCUAAUUAAUAUGCGAAUCAACAUGUGAGAAGCGCGUCGAUUCUUGACAACAUAGCAUUUAUUCGACGCCUGCUUUCAUGGCAUUAUAUCCAUCGUUCUGUUUGCGUUGAUCGCUGACAGCAAUACCUUUUUAGGCACUCAUUCUUUUCAUACCAAUGUUGUCAUUUCUUCACCCGUAUAGUCAUUUUCCUUCUCGCCGGAGUUGAGAGUCGAGAUCAGUUUCGCUUCGCUUAAGAGGCGCAGUCCAGGGAGGCAGCUUGAAUGAUCUACAGGCAUUUUGUUUACCUAGGUAGUCGGUCUCUGUUGGUUCCAAAGACGGCGUCCACGGGCUUUUAGGAUACACUGAUUAACUAUAUAUACCAUUUAUAUAUUUUUGGCAUUAUUUGGCAGUUAUUCUACAGUGAAAGGCUUAUUGAACGUUUCUCCAAUGUCGUUUCUUGAAUUCCGCGGUUAUGAGUUAUUAGUGGCAGGAUAUAUUGCUGGUAUGCGGGAUUUUCUGCUUGUAGAUUUCUGUGAUGUCGGCAACAAACUGCAAGCUUCCUUUUUCAGUAACUGAUGGCUAAAUAAUAAAGAAUCAAAUCA